AUGUCUUCGUCAGUAUCCUCCUUGAUCGAAAGCCUUGUUGCGGCGGGCAAGGCAUACGAGAAUAAUGAACCUGGUGCAAGAGAAGCGCUCAUCGACAACAGUCGAGCGCUGGCUACUUCGCUCGAAAUUCCAAGUGAAUUCUUACAGCGCAGUUUCUGGGCCGAACCAGCAUUGUCGGCCAGUAUACGAAUCGCAGUUAAUGUCAAACUAUUCCAACACCUAAAGGAAUCCGGAGAAUCAGGACUCAGCGCCGAAGUACUAUCCGCAAAGACGGGCAUUGAUAUUGUUCUACUCCAGCGCCUUGCACGACAUCUCGUUGCGAUGCACCUUCUUACUUUCCGUGACGGCGCAUUCCAUGCUACGAUAUUGAGUAACGGUCUCGCAGAAGAAAACUACCAAGAUAGUAUCGCUUUCUGCUACGAUACGGCCAGACCAUCAUUCAACGGAUUCCCCGAAUUCUUCCAAAAAACAGAGUACAAAUCCCCCAGUCUCGGAACGCUGGAUGGCCCAUUUCAAAACGCGCACAAGACCCAACUUCCUUUUUUUGACUGGUUGAUUGCGACGCCACCGAAUCUACAACAUUUUGACUCCUUUAUGAGCGCGUACCGAGCUGGGAAAGCUAAUUGGUACGAUCCUGGAUUCUAUCCAGUCGCUGAGCGAUUGAUUACUGGGUUCGAUACCUCCGAGAGCGAUGUACUGCUCGUCGAUGUUGGUGGUGGCCGGGGUCACGACAUGGCUCUCUUUUGCGCGCAAUAUGACUCUUCCGCUCAUAAAGGUCGAGUGGUCCUCCAGGAUCGCGAACCUGUCAUUGCCGCCGUAAAAGAGGCUAGUCAAAACCUUCCCUUUGAGGCUCAGGCUCACGACUUUUUCACCCCGCAACCUAUCAAGGGUGCACGCGCAUAUUCCCUUCACUCCAUCUUGCACGACUGGAGCGACGAGGACGGCGUCAAGAUUCUGCAGAAUCUCGCGCCGGCCUUAAGAAAGGGCUAUUCGCGAGUCUUGUUUAAUGAGAUCGUCGUCAGCGAGGAGAAACCGACUCUCGCCGCGACGAGUAUGGAUCUAAUGAUGCUGGCACAUUUUGCUGUUAGGGAAAGGACAGAGGCCGAAUGGAAGGGAAUCCUUGAAAACGCUGGAUUGAGAAUUACCAAUAUCUACACCUAUCCUGGUGUUGCCGAGAGUCUGAUUGAGGCGGAAUUGGCAUAA
Molecule: messenger RNA, 1203 nt
Organism: Talaromyces stipitatus ATCC 10500
Lineage: Eukaryota; Fungi; Ascomycota; Eurotiomycetes; Eurotiales; Trichocomaceae
Product: hydroxyindole O-methyltransferase, putative
Exons: 2
Coding region: 1-1203 (400 amino acids)
Molecular function (GO): O-methyltransferase activity
Source: RefSeq, a predicted model, not a curated record